Megachile rotundata (alfalfa leafcutting bee) is the source of this 3717-nucleotide messenger RNA. RefSeq names its product synaptic functional regulator FMR1 (gene Fmr1). The record is from RefSeq and is a predicted model, not a curated record. Gene Ontology annotation, cellular component: neuron projection; cytoplasmic stress granule; nucleus. NCBI's taxonomy places the organism in Eukaryota, Metazoa, Arthropoda, Insecta, Hymenoptera, Megachilidae. Gene Ontology annotation, molecular function: mRNA 3'-UTR binding; translation regulator activity. Gene Ontology annotation, biological process: regulation of mRNA stability; positive regulation of translation; regulation of translation at presynapse, modulating synaptic transmission.
AUGGAAAAGAGUUGCGCGAUUGGUGAACCUCGAACGAAUUUGUAGCCUCGAACUCGUGCAGCUGCCCGCUCGCCAGCAUGCCUGCUGCAAAGGAGGCGAGCCGUCACACAAAAGCAAGAUGGAGGAUCUCACAGUCGAAGUAUGCGGCGAAAACGGAGCAUAUUAUAAGGCCUUUGUCGCCGAUGUCUUUGAGGACGAGGUUCUGGUAACUUUUGAAAAUGACUGGCAACCAGAAUCAAAAUUUCCAUUUGCUCAAGUACGUCUACCUCCAAAAGAUGGUCAAAAAUCUGAAUUUCAGGAGAACCAGGAGAUUGAGGUAUUUUCUAGGUCCAAUGAGCAUGAAGCAUGGGGAUGGUGGAAAGCGGUCAUUAAGAUGAGUAAAGGAGGUUUUCAAGUAGUUGAAUAUUCGGGGUGGGAGUGCGCUUAUACUGAAAUUGUAGCUAGUGAGCGACUAAGGGCAAAAAAUUCAAAUCCCCCUAUUGAUAAAAAUACGUUUUACAAGAUCGAAAUUGAAGUACCUGAAGAUCUAAGAGAGUUUGCCAAAAUGGAAAAUGCACAUAAGGAAUUUCAAAAAGCGAUAGGGGCGGCAGUGUGCCGAUAUGUGCCUGAACGAGGAGUAUUGCUGGCCAUCUCCCGUCACGAAAAUUUACAUCGUCACAGUAGCAUGCUCCAAGAAAUGCACUUUAGAAACUUAUCGCAAAAGGUGUUGCUUUUAAAAAGAACAGAAGAAGCAGCGCGUCAACUAGAAUCCACUAAACUUCAAACAAUCGGGGGCAAAUUUAGAUCUUCAAACUUUAUAUAUCAGCGUGUCUCAGACUUUGAGGCAGGAGUGAAAACAAAUUCAAGAUACACAGAUGAAUUUAAUGUUCGGGAAGACUUGAUGGGUUUAGCAAUUGGUGCUCAUGGCGCAAAUAUUCAGCAAGCUAGGAAAGUUGAUGGAAUUACGAAUAUAGAAUUAGAAGAAAAUUCGUGCACCUUCAAAAUAUAUGGAGAGACACACGAAGCUGUUAAAAAGGCUCGAUCUAUGCUCGAAUAUAGUGAAGAAUCUAUACAAGUACCGCGUGUUCUGGUAGGCAAAGUAAUUGGAAAGAAUGGUCGUGUAAUACAAGAAAUAGUUGAUAAAAGUGGUGUGGUGCGAGUAAAAAUAGAAGGAGACAACGAACCUCAACCAACAAUCCCUAGAGAAGAGGGUCAGGUGCCCUUUGUGUUUGUUGGUACUGUUGAAAGUAUUGCUAGUGCCAAAAUGUUACUAGAGUACCAUUUGGCACACCUAAAGGAAGUAGAACAGUUACGGCAAGAAAAAUUAGAAAUUGACCAACAACUAAGAAGCAUGCACGGUUCAACAACAGGACCAAUGCCCAAUUUUCCUCCAACAAGACGAGGAAUGAUUACCGGCCCAGAGGAAGGUGGUGGAGGUCGUGGAGGCCGUGGUGGUCAAUCUCGUGGACGUGGCAGGGGUAGGCCUUCCACCAGACACAAUGCCGGGUUACGCCGAGACACCUUAGACGGAAGUGAAGAUCGAGUAAGAGAUCUACCGCCAAGAGGUGGCCAUCAAGGUGCAGGCAAUUCAGGGUAUAUGGGUGGUAGACAAGGUCGUCCUCCAACUCAACGUAGAGAUCGUAGAGACGAACGUCGUCGAACAACCGAUGACGAAGACACAGUUCUCGACAGCCAAGAUGUUUCAAGCAUCGAUAGAGAGUCGGUAUCAAGUGUGGAAGGAGGACCUAAAGGUAUAAGGCGAAGACGGCUUCGGCGUUCUCGACAACGUAGCGUUACACCAACGAAUAAUCAAAAAGGCAGUAAUGCCGGCCCAGGCGACCAAUCAACUGUAACUAGUAAAGAAGGAACACCAGCAAAUGACGUUUCUACUACUAACAACAGUUCCCAAGGGCCUAAAGGCCAAAGAGAACCACGGCCUCGUCAUCCUCGUAUGCAACAGAGCAAUAAGCCUAAGGAAGCUCUGGUUAAUGGUACCAGUGGCUAAAUAACCUGUAUGGUCGACAGCUGCUACUUACAUAUAACACUACACCUGAUGAGAGCUAUUAACACCCGGCACAUAACAUGACGCAUACCUACGCAAGGACUACACGAUUAUGGAACGCGACAUGAUUUAGUCUACGCUCGUUGUUAAGACUGUUUGCUACCGAUAAGAAUACGACAGUUGUUUAAGAAAUCGUCAUUCUCCUUAAACACAUUUAAGGACACAUAUUAAUAUCCAUGCAUGGUUUAGUUUAAUGAUAGUAAUUAUGCUAUCAUGUUUGAUAUAUGGAUACAUUCAUUGGGAGAUAGUAGAAGCAUCUGGUAAAAAGAAAAAAGAAUCCCCUGAUUGUGAAACUGUGCCUCAUUUUUAUACCGAGCUCCCAACUUGUGUGACAGUAAUUCGGAUGUACUGUAAAGUACUUCUUAAUCAUUCGUGAAAUGAUCCAAUAAUAGGCUGGAUAUUCGUGGCUCGUACGUCAAUUAUCAAUUCGAACAUCUUUCUCCUAGAUAUGUCGCUACGUUCAUGGAAAAAUAACACAAUACGUACGGAGAUACAAAAUGUAAUCAAUUCAAUGUUAAUUUUUAUUUUUUUUAAUAAUGCAGUGUUUGCAGCAAGAAAUUGUUGACGCGUUUGUUACGAUUUUACGAUAUUGAUAUACGUUGCAAAAAGAGUACGUGUUUUGUGUUAUUUUUAUAUCGAUGUUAGAAAGAAAAUGAAAGAAAGCCAAGUGAAUAUAUUUGAUAUAUUUAUUUCGCGACAGAACUAGGAUGAAGCGUAAUGUGAUGCAAGACAAAAAAGUGGAUUUCCAUUGUUAGAUAUAACAAUGGUAGGCGGCAGCUGCAUGAAAUCUUGGUUAAAAGGCGUUCCCAAUGAUGUUCCUUCUAUUUACUUCACAAGAUUGAGUUUUUUUUUUUUUUUUUUGGUUUACGAUUAUUAGUAGAGUUAUUUAAUGACACUAGAUUUUUAUGUUUCAAUGCUGAGUGUUGAUUAAUAAUACCAUAAUGAAUGCUAAAAUGACUUAUUUGAUUGUGAAAGAACACAAAUGGAUGUGCACAAGACGUCGGUUUUUAUUUCCGGGUUCACUUUUCACGUAAUUUAGUCUUUUUUUUUUUUAUUACAGUCUAAGCAUACUAUAUCAAACUUUAGAAUUUGAUAUGACGUUCGUUUUUGCAUUGUUUCGCAUGAUUUAAAAAGAAAGUAAACGUAUACUUAGUAAUACCAAUGUAUGAUGUGCCAGAGAAGGAAUGAUACAUGUUUUAUGAUAUCUAGCUGAAGUGCAGACUUAGCGCAUACCUUUAUUACUAUAAUACUACUUAGUCGAAAUGUGGAUGUCUGAAAAAAUAAACUAGCUUUACUAUACUAAGCUAUAAAAUAGAUACGGCUAGCUGUUUUAAAUUGAUUAUCAGUGAAUAUGAAAAAUUAUCUGUCAAUUUAAAACAGUUGCCUCUUCUUCCGGAUAUGACAACAACUAAUCGGACGUGUCUUAUGGAUUUUGCAAAAACGCAUGGCGGUUGAUGCAACACAUUGACACCUAACAAAAUAGCUGCCAUUUUAUCUGAAUAUUCAUAUGGCAGCCAAAAAACUGAGAUAUCCCCCAACUUGCUUGUUUCAGAUACAUUUGUAUUGAUUGCAAUUUGUGCAUAAUUUAAGAAUAAAACAUUUCUGUACAUAGAGCGGUCAUUAGUACGAUGAACCACAAUUUUUUCAAAACAUUGAUAAUCAUUUUCUAAUCUUAA